This is a messenger RNA of Myxozyma melibiosi, 5816 nucleotides long. RefSeq lists its product as uncharacterized. NCBI's taxonomy places the organism in Eukaryota, Fungi, Ascomycota, Lipomycetes, Lipomycetales, Lipomycetaceae. The record is from RefSeq and is a predicted model, not a curated record. Bases 218 to 5665 code for a protein of 1815 amino acids. The transcript is spliced from 7 exons.
UCGCGGAUAUCAGGAAACCAGCGGACUCGAGCAGAUCAGCGGGAAGAACCAGAAACAAGAGAAUUUAUUGUUAUUUUGGCUGUUUGGCAGCAAUUAUGUCUGUCUGAUUGACCGCUGCUGUUUAAUAGUCGUCGUCGCGGUAGAAUCAGACCCCUCGCUGCUCUUAACCAAGUCAAUAUCUCGAGAUCCUCACCACCUCCGACUACAUUAACAAGCAAUGGGCUCCAUCGCCUUGCUGACCUCGGAUCUCACCAGUCUGCUCUCAGAGACAAAGCGCAGACAGACUGAGCUGCGUCAGGCAUGCGAGGCUUCAAUCUCUGAAAUCAAAGGGCUUUCGUCUUCAGGCAAACACGAGGCUGAGAUCCUUGAUCACCUCGCCAGCUCGCCCUCCUUCGUCAGCCCGUUCCUGCUCGCAUGCGCUGCCAAAAACGUGAAAUACUCCUCAAUCGCAAUCCAGAGCAUCCAGCGUCUCAUCGCGACCAGCAGUCUCAACAAAGACAACCUCGGCGCCAUCCUCGCUGCUUUCCAAGACGCGCAACAUCUCGGCGUCGAAGUCCAGCUCAAGAUCCUGCAGACCCUACCGCCUUUGAUUGAAAAAUAUGGCGUGUUUAUCAGAGGUGAUCUACUUGCGCGCGCAAUCGAGCUGUGCUCCACGAUGCAGAAUAGUAAAAUCCAGGUCGUCGUCAACACCGCUGCUGCCACCCUUCAGCAGAUGUGUGUUGCCGUAUUUGACGAAAUCAUCACCGAGGACUCCCGCGCCGCCGACAUCGAACCCGAAUUCGAAGUCCCGAUCGAUGACGGAAAGUCAAUAGUCAAGAUCCGACCUGCCGCGUACGAUGCAUUCAGAGUGUUUCAAGACAUCUGCUUUCUCACCGAAGGCAACAAGCCCAAAUUCGUCAAAGCGCACCAGAUAUCAGAGACCUUUGGCCUCGAGCUCAUCGAGAGUAUAAUCUCAAACCACGCCACAAUCUUCAACAAUCAUCCAGAGCAAACCUACAUCCUCCGCACCUACGUCUUCCCAUACAUCCUCAGAUCUCUCUCCGAGCGCCGCGAGUUCCCCAUCAUCGUCCGCGUCAUCCGCGUCUUGUACCUCAUCCUCCGUCGUCAUCUGCCCAUCGUGCCCGUCGAAUGCGAGGUCGCUCUCACGCUUCUCAUCCACACCCUCGAUCCCGAUAUCGGGUCGUACUGGAAACGCGUGCUCGUCAUGGAGGUCUUCCAAGGCGUCUUUGCCGAAUACGCCCUCGUUCGCAGAUUCUACUCCGAGUACGACUCCCAGGAAGGUCGCCAGCCCGUACUUCACCGCCUCGUCACCGCAAUCAACAAGCUCUCGUGUGAAAAGCCCGCCGCUAUCGGCCUGCGUCGUCUUUCGUCUUCGUUCCUCCAGCCCGGCAAGGACUCCUACGUCGGUGCGCCCAGCGAGUCGUCUGUCGCGGGCCUCUUUGGCGUCUCCGGCUCCACCGAAGUCGUCGGUCUCAGCACGCAGACUUCGUCCGUGCGCGUGCUCUGCAUCGACCAGCUCGACAAGAACGACCCGCCAACCUUACCCGACACCUACCUCUAUUUCCUCGCGCUCAACUGCGUAAACUCCUUCGCCGAAGGCAUGACGCGCUUCCUGCUCCCGCUCUCGUUGUCCGACGCAAACUCGAUGACCAAGAAAAAGUCCCAGCGCGUGACAUCCGGUUCCGGAGUUGCAGCACCAGCAGGAGGAGCACCCGCUCCCGCGCAAGACGAGACGCAGAAGAAAAAGCGGGCAAUCAGAUACCGCGGCGCACCAAUCAACCCGCUCACGCUCGAAGACCACAACCUCUACCCCGAAAUCGUCGUCACCUCAAAGAUCGUCAAAGACUGCUGGCCGCCUUUGCUGGCCGCUUACUCUACCUUCCUCUACGCCAAGCUCGACUCGGAUCUCUACCAUAACCUCGUGCGCUCGUUCCAGAAGUUCACGCAGAGCGCAGGCUUACUCCAGCUCGUCACCCCACGCGACGCGUUCCUGACCACGCUGGGAAAGGUCGCUGUGCCGUCGCAUAUCUUCACCGGCAACCAAUCUGCUGUCUCGUCGCCGUCCGCCGAGCGACAUAAUAGCGGCGGUCUCUUCAACGGCCUUAGCAUGGAGGCGCUAGGUGGUGCAGGCAGCGGUAGCAGUGGUGCUGGCGGCGCGGGAAGUGGUGGUGUUGGCGGCAGUGGCGCGGGUAUUGGCGGAAACGCAGAGACUGCGAGCGCAGAGACUCUCUACGGUACUCUGCACGUGCGAAAUCUGCUCUGCCUACGUGCCCUGCUCAAUCUUGCAAUCGCUCUGGGACCGACGCUAAAGUCUAGCUGGACAAUCAUCAUCGAGACUCUCCAGCAGGCAGACAUGAUUCUGUACUCUGCCGGGUACCGAUACUCGCAGCCGCCGCGCUCAUCGACCCGAGACCUCUCUCUGGCGUCUUCAAACGGCGGGUCGUCGCCUGCUACCGCAGCUGGUGGUGCUGCAGCUGGCGGACACGCAAACGACUCCCCACCACCGGCCGGUCUGGCGAACGAAACCGGCGCGGUGGAUAACGCGAUUCGCAAGUUGCUCGACUGUACUCGCGAUUUCCCCGACGACGCGUUCGUCGAUCUCAUCAAUGCGCUCUGCAAGGUCUCUGCGAGCACAAUUAAUCUCCCACGCCAUCCAUCACAGCAGCAGUCACAGGAGUCGUCUGAUAGUACGUCAGCUUCUACCCCAUCGACGCCGAAGCGUGCACCGAGCGGCCUGCCUUAUAUCAAGCCGACGUACGGCGACCCGCUGUUUGCGCUGAUCAAGCUCGGCGAGAUUGCAGAGAUGAACAUCAACCGCCUUGUUUUUUCGCCCCCCGAGGCGAGUGGCUGGGACGCCUACGUGGAGUACUUCAUUGAAGUCCUCUCGUGUCGCAAUCUAGCGCCCUCGAUCCGCAUGCGCGCCGCCGAGGUUCUCAACACGACGAUUUUCUCUGCGAUUGUGGAAGCCAGCGGAGACAACAGCCAGGAAGACGAAGGAGGCCUAAGUCUAGUUCAGAACCGAUGCCUGGUCGCGCUCGAAGAGCAAAUGUACUCCUGCAUCCGCCAAGGCCGGCCGGCGAGCGACAUGGAGCUGACGACGAAGAUGGCGGAGGCGGAGAUCCAGUGCACGACGUUGAAUACGCUGCAUGAUAUCCUCGACCGGACUGGUAGCUCGCUUUCGAAUGGCUGGCAGAUUGUGUUUAGCGUAAUCACGAGCUUUUUCGUCAUGCACCACCAGGGCAAGCUUCUCCCGACCACGCGCGUGCGCGAGGGGGUUGAGAUCCCUGCUGCCGAGCGGCAUGGCUCGCAGACGUCGACGACGGCAACGACUACGGCGUCGAGUUACACCAAAGCUGAGAGUGAAAAGAUCACAAAGCUGGUGAAAGCGGCGUUUGGUUCGCUGCAGUUAAUUUGCAACGACUUCCUGGCGUCCGUGCCGCAGGAGUGUUUUAUCGAGCUGAUUGAUUUGCUAUACUACUUUUGCCAUCAACCAGAAGACUUGAAUAUCUCGUUCACGACAAUCACCUUCUUCUGGACCGUUUCUGAUUUCCUGCGCACGAAGCUGACCGACAGCGGCCUAAACUCUGAUUUGAGCGAGCCCUUGAAGUCGCGCGAAGAUCUGCUGAGGAUGGCAAAGAGCGGGAACCUGCAGGACUCGACGAGUUCGCUGUGGCUGAUUUUGCUACUGCGGCUUACCGUCAUCUGCUCGGACCCUCGAUCGGAGGUACGCAACGGCGCGAUCCAGAUCUUGUUCCGCAUCUUUGAUAGCUACGGGCAUCUUCUCGGCGUGAACUCGUGGAGCGCGUGCCUGUGGAUCGUGAUUUAUACAGUUAUGGAGGUGCGUCCGCCGCCGGUGAUUUCUCCCGCGUACACGGCCGACAAGGCGGUGAUGCGAGCGCACGAGGUCGAGCAGAAGCAAUGGUCGGAAACGUUGUCGCUAAUUUUGUCCGGUAUGAGCCGGCUAUACUCGACUUUCCUCUAUGCGUUCCUGCGACAACCUGAUUUCGAAGCCCUCUGGCGCUCGCUGCUCAAGUAUUUCCAGGGCUUAGUCGCUCUGCGCCGUCCGGAGGUGACGGUGUCUGUGUUCAAGACUCUGAGCGAGAUUCUGACGACGAUCGAGGAAAACAAAUUCGAGCUCUCGGACAAAUCUGUGGAAGAAACCUGGUCGUUCUGGGCCGGUCGCGAAGCGGUGAUAGCCGAGGCCGAGAGUAAAAACUCGGGCGUGAUGACGCAGGAGUCGAUUGCGGCCUACGUGGGCUCGUAUCGGCCGCUGUUUGCGCUCGCGAGUAUGGAUCUGGCAAAGAUCACGACGACGCUGCGGAUCAUGCGCAGCUGCUUGCUGUUUCCGGAACUGCCGCCGUAUUUCUCGGACGUGGAGUAUCUGACGCCGUUGCAGAUGGCGAUUAUCGAUGUCGUCAAGUUGAUUGACGAUGGUAAAGCCGCGGUUAGCAACGGCGGCGCGGGCGCGGUUGAUGCGGGCGCUGCUUCAGCAGGUGUUGCCGGCACGGCAUCGCUUGUUCUGAAAACAUACGCCGAGUUCUCUAGUCUUGCGUUCCGGAGGGAUGUUUUGAAAGCGAUUCCGGAAGGCAGGAGUAAGAGCGCCAAGAAGCCGGCGUUUAUCGCUGUGGCGGUCAAGUGCUUUGAGUACGUGCUCGACGUGUUUAAUAGGAAUGUGGAUGACUUGCAGGUGUUUCGGGACGGAUCUGUGGCGUUUGCAUUGAAGACGCUGAGUAUUCCGAUUCACGAGAAAUACAAUUGCCCCGCAUACGCAGGUCCGGAAGAAGGAGACCACCACUUGACACUCUGGAUGCUCUCGACGCGCACAUUCAUCUCGAUUGCCGAGCGCACUGUAUCGAUAAUCGAAGGCGGUGCAGCCGACGUGGUGGAGGAAUCUCAAAAAGUCGAGAUCUGGCGCCAGAUUGUGAGCGGCGCAGGCGGGAUCGUCAAGUCGAACGGGCCGAUCAUGGGCGCGUCGGUGAAGGAGGACGAGCAGUUUGAUAUUUCUGCGUUUAAGCAGCUCGAGAAGGUGAUUGUGCCGGCGCUCGGGGAUAAGCAGGUGCCGGAUGAGUUGGUGACGGAGUACAUCGGCACGCUUUACGACUGCUCGUUUUUGUACAUGUUGUACGGGAUGCACGACGAGCGCGGGAAGAACGUCAACGAGCGGCUUGCGGACGUGUUGAAGGAGCCGUUGCUGGGAAGUACAGAGGCGUUGGAAGUGCUGGGCCGGCAGAGCAUGAGCUAUGUGUGCUUCGAGAGCUUGUUUACGCUGUCGCGGGUGGAGACCACGGACUCGCCUGAGCGCAGGAGACUUGCCGAGGCGGCGAUUCCGUACUUGCUGCUGCGGUGCGCGCUCGUGCUGCACAGAUUCGCGGCAGAUCAACCGCUGCGGGGAACGAUACCUGCGCCGCGGUUACAGCAGAAGGAAUUAGUCUACAUUCUCUCGCGUCUGCUCGAGCUGACCACGCGGCGCGGUGACGACACAACCAUGACGGAGGAGGAUACGAAAGAGAAGGAAGAAGAGGGGGAAGGAAAGGAUGCGAAUUAUAGACCGCUGAUGCGGCUGCUGCCGUUGCUGUCGAAGAGUAUUGUGGCGAGCAAGGCGGAUAGCGACGUGCUGCAUCUGCUGCAGGCUGCGUUUGAGCGGAUAUCGACCGGGUUGGUGUAGUGUAGUGUAGUGUAGUGUAGCUGAGUUGGUUGAGUGAGAAAUGUGGGUUUGUGUUUGUAUUUAGUUUUACUUGUGUUGAUAGCGAUAGAUUUCAAUCCGAGAAGUUCACGAUUGAUUGAAGAUCGAGGUCAGUGGCUGAUGAUACACCGCC